GGCGCAGUAGGCUGGAUGAACGAGUGUGUCAGUGUCGGUACCUACUCUUAAGGAUUUUUGGUCUGUUGUUUUUCUGAUGAACAAGACUCAAGACAGCACAUAUUGUGAAUCAUUGGUUCAAGAAGCAAGGGCUAAGCUUCGCCUAUCAUUCCUAGAGGUCAUAUCUUCUCUGAAAGGCCGUGAGGCAGAGUUCGGACUGCAGGAGGGCGGCGUGGUGCAUGGUCGUCUGGCGGCCUGCGACCGAGACGGACUGCACCUGCACGUGGCCGAGCUGCGCACGCCGCUGGCACACCACGAGCACGCCACGCUGCGUACCGGCGACGUGAUCAGCAUGCGAGUCCGGCUGGCGGCCGGCGACAGUCAGCUCUGAGCCAGGUCCGGCGUGCCAACGCGCCAUGUCCCUGCUGGAGGAUCGGGACGCAGUGCGAUCCGCUCCUGUCGUAUCCGCUCCGUGCUCGUCUAAGGUGUUCGCCGCGCUCGUUGACGGCCAGCACAUCGACUUUGCCGCCGCUGUGUUUGGCGAGACGGACUUUCUGUGCAUCACCGAGUACCAGAAACUGGGCACUAUCGUUCAGGUGGAGAUCGAGUCAUCGAAGGUCGUGGAAGGCCCCAACAAGAUUUACAACACACGAGUACUACUCGGAGAGGACUCGGAGUCGGUCCGAGCCGCCGCCCGCUUCCUCGCCGAACGGCUGGCCACGCGCAAACAGCUGAUCGUGACACUGGCGCUGCGGCAGCUCACGCCGGCGCUGCUGAAGAAGAUCGUUCCCGUGGUGAAGGAGAACAGUCAGGAGACUGGUCGGUAGCAAGAUGGCGGCCGUGUCGCCGGUGCGGUUCGGUCAGGUGGUGGUCGGCCCGCCCGGCUCCGGGAAGACUACCUACUGCGCCGGCAUGGCCGAGCUGCUGCGCGGCACCGGUCGGCCCGUGGCGCUCGUCAACCUGGACCCGGCCAACGAGACGCUGCCGUUCGCGGCCGACCUCGACCUGGCCGAGCUGGUUACCGUGGAGGAUGUGAUGCGCGAGCUGCGGCUGGGCCCCAACGGCGCCCUGCUCUACUGCCUCGAGUACCUGGAGAAGAACAUGGACUGGCUGCUGCAGCGACUCGCCGCCCUAGGAGACAAGUACAUCCUGUUCGACUUCCCCGGACAGGUGGAGCUGUACACCCACAACGCGGCGGUACCGCGCAUUCUCCGCCGGCUGGAGAAGGCCAACUUCCGUCUGACGGCCGUCAACCUGGUGGACUCGCACUACUGCAGCGACCCAGGGAAGUUUGUCUCGGUGCUCCUUUCGACCCUGGCCAUGAUGCUUCACCUGGCUCUGCCGCACAUCAACGUAUUGUCGAAAAUCGAUUUGGCUGAGAAAUUCGGGAAGCUGCACUUCGGCCUGGAUUUUUAUACGGAGGUGAUGGACCUGGAGCGGCUGGCCGAGCUGCUCGACGACGACCCGUUCACACGCCGCUACCGCCGGCUGACGGCCAAGCUGACCGGCCUGGUCGAGGACUACGGCCUCGUGUCGUUCGUGCCGCUCAACGUGUCCGACAAGGCGACCAUGGCGCGUGUGCUGCGCUCUGUCGACAAGGCCAACGGCUACGUAUUCGGUGCCGGCGAGGAGCGCUCCAUACAGACGCUGCUGGCGUGCGCGGUGGGCGCCGAGUUUCAGGACGACGUGGUGGGCGCCGCCGCCGAGCAGUACGUGCCGGCCGGUGGGGACAUGGAGGCAGGGUGAUGGCAGCCGCAGUGAGACAGAGACAUGGAGUCAGAGUGACGGCAGCCGCAGUGAGACAGAGACAUGGAGGCAGAGUGAUGGCCGCCGGGAGACAGAGACAUGAAGGCAGAGUGACGGCAGACGCUGACAGACUGCAUCCGGCGGCUGCCAGGAGACUGAUAGAGACAUGGAGACAGAGUGACGGCACCGGCCGGCCGCCGGUGGUGCUGGGUGCCGGGUGCCGGACCCGCCGAUCAUACUCGGUCGGUCGGGUAGUGACUAGUGAUGCUGAGGUCAGGUCGAUAAGGUGAUCCACCAGCCAGCUAGGGUUAUCUCGUAACGAAGGCCGUGUGGAUUAACUACAGUGUUGCAUUGUCUGUCAAAGACGACACGAUUACGGGCUGUUGUGAUGGUGGAGACGAAUUGGUGAUAAUGUGAUUCUUUGACGCCGUUUUGUAUGCUCUUUAAACAUGGAACCCGCCUUGUGAAAAGUGAUCGAUGCAAUUAUCUCAACACGUUUUGCUCUUGUACUGCAUACUUACGUCCACCAGUCGGCGUUGUAAACACAUGGGAUCUCACUACCGGAGUCCGCAAAUCCUCAGCGAUGUUACGUUCAGGUGUGCUCAAAAUACAUUGAUCAUUUCGCCA
This is a messenger RNA of Amphibalanus amphitrite, 2352 nucleotides long. Its product is annotated as GPN-loop GTPase 2-like. The record is from RefSeq and is a predicted model, not a curated record. Bases 811 to 1725 code for a protein of 304 amino acids. Gene Ontology annotation, cellular component: cytoplasm. Gene Ontology annotation, molecular function: GTPase activity. Lineage: Eukaryota; Metazoa; Arthropoda; Thecostraca; Balanomorpha; Balanidae. The transcript has 10 exons.